Leptopilina boulardi is the source of this 1937-nucleotide messenger RNA. Its product is annotated as RE1-silencing transcription factor-like. Bases 63 to 1796 code for a protein of 577 amino acids. The record is from RefSeq and is a predicted model, not a curated record. Gene Ontology annotation, molecular function: RNA polymerase II transcription regulatory region sequence-specific DNA binding; DNA-binding transcription factor activity, RNA polymerase II-specific. Gene Ontology annotation, biological process: regulation of transcription by RNA polymerase II. NCBI's taxonomy places the organism in Eukaryota, Metazoa, Arthropoda, Insecta, Hymenoptera, Figitidae. The transcript is spliced from 3 exons. Gene Ontology annotation, cellular component: nucleus.
ACGAUUUAAGUUAUCCAAAGUUAUAAAGAAUUCUUUACAAAUUACAAGUGACAAAUGCAAAGAUGCAAAUAAAUAAAGAUGAUUUCGUUUAUCUUUUAGGCGAAAAAUUGAAAACAAUAAAAAAUCAAAUUGGAGAAAAAAAUGAAAAGAAAAUUUUCGAAAUAGAUGAGAAAAUUGGCUUCAAGGUCAAUAAAACCGACAAUGAGGAGGUAAUAACUACUGAAAUGAUCAAUUUUCUGAAGAAUAUUUCAGAAACUAUGAUUCAUUGUAAAGAUUUAAUUAUGACAACAAUGACAACUAUUCAAAAAAUUGCUCUUCAAAUUCAAAGUUCAAAAUUGACAAGCACUGAUCCUCCACUUGUUGAAAUUAGUUCGCCGCAUAAGAAAAUUCGAAGGAUUCCUAAUCUUAUUUCCAUUGAGGAUCAAUUGAAAGAACCUACUCCUGUUGCUGUUACAGACAGCGAGUCAUUUUUGAAAAUCGAAAAUGUUGUGAGUUUGUCUAAUAUUUCAGAAGAUGAAAAAAAUGAACUUUACAGAUUUCCUUCAAAUUUCGCCAUGCAAAAUCAAAUUCAAACGAAAAUUGAAAUAAAACGUAAGUUCGAUUCUAAAUUUGUGUCUGAAGACAAGAUAAAUCCAAAUUCAUUGGAUAAAAAAAAUUCAAAUAUUUCUGACGUCGUAAAAACGUGUUUCUCGCCUAAUGAAAUUAAUCUUCUGCCUCUUCAAUCAAUUUUUCAACAAGGAAUUCAAUGUGCAUUGUGUCCCUUCACCACAAUAUUUCGUUCGAAUAUCUUAAGACACUUACAACUGCACAUUAAAAAUGAUGAUACUAUCUCAGAAUCUGGACCAAUUCAUUCUGAUGAGUCGGACAUGGAAAAUUUCACAAAUAAUUCUUAUCAAAAUGAACUUAUAAGAAUCAAAUCAAAUAGCUUAUCUCUUAUUCAAACCAAUAAAGAGACAUUGUCAAAAUACAAUCACAAAAAUAAGCGAUAUAUUUGUGGUAUUUCCAAGUGUUCAUAUGUAACCGUCAACGAAGAUAUGUUACUUUGUCAUUUGAGAGCUUUACACUCGAAUGAAACAAUAUUCAAAAAUAUUAUUCAUUGUAAAGAACAAGAAAAUAAUUCAAUCGAAAAAAUGGAAAUUUCUGAUUCGAAACUCUAUAAAUGCUCCUAUUGUAAUUAUUUCCAUUAUCAACGACAUAUACUAGAUCAUCAUCUUGAGAAUAAACAUGCGGACAAAAAACCAUUUGUACAAAUUGUUCGAGAAUUUAUUGAAUCUAACAAAAACAAAACUCCAUUGUCUCCUCACAAAGAUAAUAACAAAAACACAUCAAAUCAAAAUAAAAAUCAAUGGAAAUGCAAUAGCUGUGAUUAUCAUUGUUAUACAAAAUGGGAAAUGCAAAUACAUGCCUCGAAUUAUCACGAUGAGAAAAAACAAUUUAAAUGUACAGCUUGCUCAUAUAGAACACAUGACAAAAUUCGAUUAGAACAGCAUUUAAUUACAAAACAUGUGAAUGCUGAUUUUCAAAUGGUUUAUCAAAAAAUUAAUGAUUCAAAGAAGAAAGUUUUUAAUUCAAUGGAACGAGAAAAAAAUUUUGUUGAUGAAUCAUUAUUUAAUAAAACACCACUUUGGCAAAAAGAUAAAACAGUGAUGGUUAAACAUAUUUGGGAUAUUCUUCAUGAAGAGGAUUCAGCUUCUAAGAUUUCUAGUCCUCGUUCUUUAAUUCCCGAAAAAUCAGUAAAAAGAAAAAAUGUCUUUGACAUUCCGAGCAAACAAGCAAAAAUUAGGUGCAUUCAUUAAAUAGAUUAGACGAUAAGUCAAGUGGGAAAGUAAAAUUUAAUAAUAAUCAUAUUUAAUAUUCUUGAUUGAAGUUGUUUAUUAUAAACAUUUCGUAAGGAAGUUCUCGGAUUCUUUUUUUAUUUAAAUUUAUAUUUUUAGUUU